Varanus komodoensis (Komodo dragon) is the source of this 927-nucleotide messenger RNA. RefSeq names its product olfactory receptor 14A16-like. The transcript has a single exon. Gene Ontology annotation, molecular function: odorant binding; G protein-coupled receptor activity; olfactory receptor activity. Gene Ontology annotation, biological process: G protein-coupled receptor signaling pathway. Gene Ontology annotation, cellular component: membrane. The record is from RefSeq and is a predicted model, not a curated record. Bases 1 to 927 code for a protein of 308 amino acids. NCBI's taxonomy places the organism in Eukaryota, Metazoa, Chordata, Lepidosauria, Squamata, Varanidae.
AUGAGUAAUCUUACUUCCAUGUUCACAUUUUUGCUGCUGGAAUUCUCAGAGGUUCGAGAACAGCAAAUCUUACACUUCUUGAUAUUUCUAGCAUUGUACCUCAUUGCACUAACAGGGAAUCUUCUCAUCAUUAUUGCAGUUAGCAUUGAUCACCACCUACACACCCCCAUGUACUUCUUCCUAAAGAAUUUGGCCAUACUGGACCUUGGUGCAGUUUCAGUUAUGAUGCCCAAAUCCAUGGCUAUGUCCCUCUUUAAUAACAGGUCAAUUUCUUAUCCUGGAUGUGUUGCUCAAGUUUUCUUUUAUCUCUUCUUUGCAACAUCAGGUUUUGUUCUCCUAACUCUAAUGGCACAUGAUCGCAAUGUCGCUAUCUGCAACCCUCUCCAGUAUGAAAGAAUUAUGCAUAAAGGAGCAUGCUUUCAGAUGAUAGCCAUUGCAUGGAUUAUUGGUCUUCUUAAUGCCAUAUUGCAGGCUAGUGGCACAUUUGCAAUCACCUUCUGUUCUCAUAUUGUCCACCAGUUCUUCUGUGAAAUCCCACAGUUAAUAAAACUCUCCUGCUCUGACAUGUACCUAAUUGAAGUUGGGUUCCUUGUCCUAGGCUAUACUUUAGCUCUAGGAUGUUUCAUCUUCAUCAUUAUAACCUAUGUAAAGAUAUUUUCUGCAGUGCUCAAAAUCCCCUCUGUACAUGGACAGAAAAAAGCCCUCUCCACCUGUAUUCCCCACAUUACUGUUGUCUCUCUAUUUGUAUUCAUGGGACUAUUUUCUUAUGUGAAACCUUCCAUCAAUGCUUCUUCUGGUCUGGAUAUAGCUUUUGCUGUGAUAUACACCAUAAUUCCCCCCAUGUUGAAUCCAUUCAUCUAUAGCAUAAGAAAUGAAGAGAUCAAGACUGUUUUACGGAAAAGACUAAGUUAUGGAGCUCUAUUUUAA